AUGCAACAAUCGCUGGGUUGGUACAGAGGAUAUGCUACAAAAAACCGAUCUAUCAAGGGCAUUUUCCCAGCUUCUUACGUCCAUAUCAAACCAUACAAGUUGGAAAAUGAAAGCAACUGUGAACCCGUAGUAUCCGUGGAGGAUCCUGUGGUCCGGGAAGUCACAUUGGUUCUGCGAGAAUGGAAUACCAUAUGGAAAAAUUUAUAUGUUGUAAGAGAAGGCUACAAGUUCUCGACCCUGAGCAAGGUCAUGAGGGAGCUGAUAGAAUGGCGCAGGGAGCUGUGCGGAGGGACUUUGACCCAGGACCAGAUGAGAUCACUUGGCGUUGUCAUCACGGCCAAGAUCGAUUGGGGAAACAGGUUAGUUUAA
Messenger RNA from Nezara viridula (southern green stink bug), 369 nucleotides. Lineage: Eukaryota; Metazoa; Arthropoda; Insecta; Hemiptera; Pentatomidae. The record is from the annotation of a GenBank genome assembly.